CCGCCGCCACGCCCGCCGCCACAGUCACGGCCACGGUGGUGAUGACCACGGCCACCAUGGACCUGCGGGACUGGCUGUUUCUCUGCUACGGGCUGAUCGCCUUCCUGACGGAGGUCAUCGACAGCACCACCUGCCCCUCCGUGUGCCGCUGCGACAACGGCUUCAUCUACUGCAACGACCGGGGACUCACCUCCAUCCCCGCGGACAUCCCCGACGACGCCACCACCCUCUACCUGCAGAACAACCAGAUCAACAACGCCGGCAUCCCCCAGGCCCUCAAGACCAAGGUGAGCGUGCAGGUCAUCUACCUGUAUGAGAACGACCUGGACGCGUUCCCCGUGAACCUGCCCCGCUCCCUGCGGGAGCUGCACCUGCAGGACAACAACGUGCGCACCAUCGCCAGGGACUCGCUGGCCCGCAUCCCGCUGCUGGAGAAGCUGCACCUGGACGACAACUCCGUGUCCACCGUCAGCAUCGAGGAGGACGCCUUCGCCGACAGCAAGCAGCUCAAGCUGCUCUUCCUGAGCCGCAACCACCUGAGCAGCAUCCCCUCGGGGCUGCCCCGCACGCUGGAGGAGCUGCGGCUGGACGACAACCGCAUCUCCACCAUCCCGCUGCACGCCUUCAGGGGCCUCCACAGCCUGCGGCGCCUGGUGCUGGACGGCAACCUGCUGGCCAACCAGCGCAUCGCGGACGACACCUUCAGCCGCCUGCAGAACCUCACCGAGCUCUCGCUGGUGCGCAACUCGCUGGCCGCCCCGCCCCUCAACCUGCCCAGCGCCCACCUGCAGAGGCUCUACCUGCAGGACAACGCCAUCAGCCACGUGCCCUACAACACGCUGGCCAAGAUGCGCGAGCUGGAGCGCCUGGACCUGUCCAACAACAACCUCACCACGCUGCCCCGCGGCCUGUUCGACGACCUGGAGAACCUGGCCCAGCUGCUGCUCAGGAACAACCCCUGGUUCUGCGGCUGCAACCUCAUGUGGCUGCGGGACUGGGUGAAGGCGCGGGCGGCCGUGGUCAACGUGCGCGGCCUCAUGUGCCAGGGCCCCGAGAAGGUGCGGGGCAUGGCCAUCAAGGACAUCACCAGCGAGAUGGACGAGUGCUCCGAGGCGGGGUCGCAGGGCGGCAUGUCCAACAUCGCCCCCAAGACCACGGCCAGCAACCACGCCUCGGCCACCACGCCCCAGGGCUCCCUCUUCACCCUCAAGGCCAAGAGACCGGGGCUGCGCCUCCCCGACUCCAGCCUUGACUACCCCAUGGCCACGGGUGAGGGCGCCAAGACCCUGGUCCUCCACGUGAAGGCCCUGACGGCGGACUCCAUCCGCAUCACGUGGAAGGCCACGCUCCCCGCCUCUUCCUUCCGGCUCAGCUGGCUGCGUCUGGGCCACAGCCCGGCCGUGGGCUCCAUCACCGAGACCCUGGUGCAGGGGGACAAGACGGAGUACCUGCUGACCGCCCUGGAGCCCAAGUCCACCUACAUCAUCUGCAUGGUCACCAUGGAGACCGGCAACACCUACGUGGCCGACGAGACGCCGGUGUGCGCCAAGGCAGAGACCGCAGACAGCUACGGCCCCACCACCACGCUCAACCAGGAGCAGAACGCCGACCCCCUGGCCGGGCUGCCCCUGGCCGGCAUCAUCGGGGGCGCGGCCGCCCUCGUCUUCCUCUUCCUGGUCCUCGGAGCCGUCUGCUGGUACGUGCACCGAGCGGGGGAGCUGCUGAGCCGGGAGCGGGCUUACAACCGCGGCAGCCGGAAAAAAGACGACUACGUGCAGUCGGGGACCAAGAAGGACAACUCCAUCUUGGAGAUCCGCGGCCCGGGGCUGCAGAUGCUGCCCGUCAACCCCUACCGCGCCAAAGAGGAGUACGUGGUGCACACCAUCUUCCCGUCCAACGGCAGCAGCCUCUGCAAGGGCACGCACACCGUGGGCUACGGCACCACGCGGGGCUACCGCGACGCCGGCAUCCCGGACGCGGACUACGCCUACACCUGACGCCGCCGCCCGCCGCCUGGCGAGCUGGGCCCGCCCCGCCGGCCGCCCC
This is a messenger RNA of Condylura cristata (star-nosed mole), 2046 nucleotides long. RefSeq names its product fibronectin leucine rich transmembrane protein 1 (gene FLRT1). Lineage: Eukaryota; Metazoa; Chordata; Mammalia; Eulipotyphla; Talpidae. The coding region runs from base 42 to 1997 and encodes 651 amino acids. Gene Ontology annotation, molecular function: protein binding. The transcript has a single exon. The record is from RefSeq and is a predicted model, not a curated record.